This is a messenger RNA of Echinostoma caproni, 852 nucleotides long. Lineage: Eukaryota; Metazoa; Platyhelminthes; Trematoda; Plagiorchiida; Echinostomatidae. The record is from the annotation of a GenBank genome assembly.
AUGUAUUUCGUCCCUUGCUACAGAUUUAAUUACAAAGAACUUGGUUAUGGAUCACUUCAGUGGAACUCCACUUUUGAAGGCAUUCUGCUUUGGAAACAAAAAUCCGACUCACGCCGGAAGAAAGGUUAUGAAUUUGAUUCUGGUGAUCCACCAAUUGUACUUGUUGCCCGAUCAGGUCCUGAGGCUGAAAUUUGGUGCCAACAUAUACAGGCUGCUCAGCUGUCUCCAACAUUAGAACGGAUAGCUGUGAUUAGAGACGAAUUGAGAAAUCUGACUGGAAGUGAUCCUCUUGACACUGGGGCAGCUGCGACGCAGGAGAUGAAGCGAAUUUCUCCCGACGAUGAAAUCAUGGGAUCGACGGACGCCAAGGGCCUCGAACUCAGUUUGAGUUGCGAAAAUCUCACCUCAGAAUUUGUUGCCACAGAAGAGGGACCUAACGUGCACGUGGUCGUGUCAGUGUGUACACCUCCAGAAGCCGGUUGGAAGCGUGUUGGAACCACUGAGGUGGUUGAGGGUUUUCAUUUGGGUGUGGUGGUCACUAUGGUUGAGAAACUAUCAUCCAAUCCACUUGUUGAACUGCCUGUAUGUGACCCGAACAACGGAAAGGCGUUGCCGUGCCGCAGUGCAGCUCUCAGCUCCGGGCCAAGGCUGAUUAUCCGGUCGCGGAAACACAAACCACUGGAUGAACAUCAGGCUCCCAUGGAUUCCGGGCUGGCUGUUUUGAAUUCAGUCUGUGACAACUUGCUCUCCAAGCGUUAUUCUUUCCUGCACACGUUGGGCGAACGUAUGCACGUGGUUGAAUUUAUGGGCGAAUCGAAGCUGUGUUUUGACUUUCCAAUCGAAUAUCUGUGA